Messenger RNA from Desarmillaria tabescens, 2832 nucleotides. RefSeq lists its product as uncharacterized. The transcript is spliced from 9 exons. The coding region runs from base 1 to 2832 and encodes 943 amino acids. Lineage: Eukaryota; Fungi; Basidiomycota; Agaricomycetes; Agaricales; Physalacriaceae. The record is from RefSeq and is a predicted model, not a curated record.
AUGUCCACUUCUCGACGUCUCACCCAGCGCCUUGUCUGUGUUGUUCAAGGAUGUAAUCAAACCUUCAGAACUCAAUACGGUCGUACGCAGCAUAUCAAUGCAAAGCAUACUGGCAUUGACAUGCAACCAUCUUCUUGCCGACCUGAGUUGGUAUCCUGCAAUAGCGAGAGAGAUGCAGAGCAAACAUCCAGCCCUUCGUUCAUGGAUAUUGAUGAUGAGCCUAGUCACGCCGGAGACAAUGAAGUACACGAUCCACCCACCCCACGUUCUACUAAGCAUUUUCAUCCGCAUUUAACCGGUCUACCAUGUGAUUCUCAAGGGAAUUUCUUGCCUACUGGCACACCACCAUCAUCGCCUGUCCAACCUGAGAAUGUUGCAGAGCCCUUUAUGGAUCCGCUUCAAUUUCGAAUCGCCGAUUUUCUGUUUCGAAAGGUAGAGAUGUCGCAGGGAAAUAUCAACGAGCUUAUGGAGCUCUGGACUCUUACGAUGCUCAAACAUGGCGACUUCGGACCCUUUGAGAACCACGAUGAGAUGUACAAGUUAAUCGAUGCUAUCCAGCAAGGUAAUGCACCUUGGAAGUGUUUCGUCACCCAGGUGGAUGCGAACCUUCCUCCCACUGCGCCAAGCUGGCAACGUGAUCAAUAUCAGAUUUGGUAUCGUGACCCCGACACGGUCAUCAGCAAUAUCCUAGCCAACCCCGAUUUCUCCAAUGAGUUCGACACUGCCCCAUAUGUUGAAGUCAGUUCAGAUGGGAAGCGGCGGUGGUGUGACUUUAUGUCUGGGAAUUUCACAUGGAGACAUGCAAGUCGAAUACACCAGGAGGAUCCAACCACGGCAGGAGCAAUGUAUGUCGGCAUCAUCUUGGGUAGUGAUAAAACAACGGUAUCUGUCGCUACGGGUAAUGUCGAGUAUUAUCCUUUGUAUAUUUCGAUUGGAAACAUCCACAAUUCUGCACGGCGCGGCCAUCGUAAUGCGGUAGUACCAAUUGGCUUCCUCGCUAUUCCCAAAUCGGAUCGCAAGUACGAUGAUGACCCCAUGUUUCGAACCUUCAAGAAGCAGCUCUACCAUCAAUCCGUUGCAGCGAUUUUGCAAUCUCUAAAGCCUGCUAUGAUGGAACCAGUCAUUCGACGUUGUCCUGAUGGGCAUUUUCGACGGGUGAUUUAUGAUCUGGCAUCCUUUAUUGCCGACUAUCCUGAACAAGUUCUCCUCUCGGGAAUUGUAUCUGGAUGGUGCGCAAAGUGCACGGCACUGUCAAGUGAUUUAGAUGGAGAAGGUGGGCGACGUACCCAAGAGCUUACUCAAUUGCUCUUGGAUGAGUUUUGUGAUGAGAGCGAUACGUUAUGGUAUACCUACGGCAUCGACAAAACUACAAAGCCGUUCACAUUCCAUUUUCCGCGUGCCGACAUUCAUGAGAUUUUGACUUCUGAUCUCUUACAUCAAGUGAUUAAAGGCUCUUUUAAAGACCACCUCGUGGAGUGGGUUGGGGAGUACCUUCUUCAGUCGGAGGGAAAAGACCGAGCACGGGAGAUCAUGGAUGACAUUGAUCGCCGUAUUGCUGCAACUCCGGCUUUUCCAGGCUUGCGACGUUUUCCUCAAGGCCGACGCUUUAAACAAUGGACCGGAGAUGAUUCUAAGGCUCUUAUGAAGGUCUAUCUUCCUGCUGUUGCCGACUAUCUCCCAGAGGAAAUGAUGCAAUGUUUGGCAUCGUUUCUUGACUUUUGCUAUCUCGUCCGUCGCACCGACUUCAACGAAGAUACCAUUCUUGAAGUCGAGUCUGCCGUGGCACGCUUCCAUUACUACAGACAAGUUUUCAUUACCACUGGGGUCCGUGAUACCAUCUCUCUUCCUCGUCAGCAUUCCCUUGUCCAUUACCGGCAACACAUCAUUGAUUUUGGGGCUCCGAACGGUCUCUGUUCCUCAAUUACGGAGUCGUGCCAUAUCACAGCUGUUAAAAAGCCUUGGCGUCGAUCUAACCAUUAUAACGCCCUAAGCCAAAUGCUCUUAACAAACCAACGACUUGAUAAGCUUGCUGCACUGCGUUCUGAACUUGCGAACUACGGUCUUGUCACCCCAAAUCACCCUCCUCCACCGGAUCCUUUUGAUCUUGAGAGCGAAGAUGUUGGAGCUGUUGAUGAGCCGAUUCUUGCAGAAGUCAAACUCGCUGUCACUAAAGAACGUGCAUAUCCUCACCGUCUCGAGCGCUUGGCACAGCACAUCCACUGUCCAGAUCUUCCAGAGCUGGUUCGACGUUUUCUAUAUGAUCAUCUUCGUCAUGAGAACGACCCUCCCUCAGAAGAUAUCCACCUUGAUGACUGUCCCGAGAUCAUGUCCAACAUAUAUGUCUACCACUCCGCUGUGGCAUCCUUCUAUGCACCUAGUGACAUUUCCGGAGUCAGAGGUAUGCGCCGGGAACGUAUUCGGUCGACCCCAUCUUGGCAUAAACGUCCGCGCCGUGACUGUGCAUUUGUUGUCGAGGACGAGGAAAAGCCUGGCUUCUCUGGGAUGAGUGUUGUAAGAAUUUUACUUUUCUUCUCAUUUGUUCAUGAGGGGGUGAUCUAUCCAUGCGCACUGGUGCGGUGGUUCAAGAAGCACGGGCAACAUGCAGAUAAGAAGACAGGCCUCUGGAUUGUUAAACCUGAGGUAGCACAGGGUCGUCCGGUUAUAAGUGUUAUUCAUCUAGAUUCACUUUUUCGUGGCGCGCAUAUAAUUCCCGUGUAUGGAACACAUUCUGUACCCCAUAGGUUUGACUAUGCCUAUUCUUUGGACUGUUUCAAAGCUUUCUAUGUAAAUAAGUAUGCAGACCACCACACAAAUGAAAUUAUUUUCUCCUGA